CUGGUCCAAUCAACAGCCGCAGUUGGACCCUUCCGUACAUCCACAGCUUCAUUUAACGAACACAUAGCGGAACAAGGUAAACCCGGUGACAUCAGUGUACUCCAGGAUCUGUCGGCCACUCCUUCCCCAGAUGUAGAGGGAGUUGCCAUCAGCAGCAACUGUAUACACAGUAGAUUCUUGUGCUGUCCUGUGAAGGUACCCACCAUGCGCGAGUACAAGCUGGUUGUGCUGGGUUCAGGGGGCGUGGGAAAAUCUGCACUGACAGUCCAAUUUGUCCAAGGUAUUUUUGUGGAGAAGUAUGACCCCACCAUCGAAGACUCCUACAGAAAGCAAGUUGAGGUUGACGGGCAGCAGUGCAUGCUGGAAAUCUUGGAUACGGCUGGAACAGAGCAAUUCACAGCCAUGAGGGACCUCUACAUGAAGAACGGACAAGGCUUUGCCCUGGUGUACUCCAUCACGGCACAGUCCACAUUUAAUGACCUGCAGGACCUCCGGGAGCAGAUCCUGCGAGUAAAGGACACCGAGGACAAUCUCCCCGGGGGGAGAGAGGACAGAGCUGGAGGGGGGGGGGGGGGGCAGAAGCUAAGCGACAGCGAGGAAAUGUCAGAGGUGUCGGUGGACCGCUAUCUGCCUCUUUCGAUCUCUGUUCCCAUGAUCCUGGUGGGGAACAAAUGCGACCUGGAGGACGAGCGCGUGGUGGGGAAGGAGCAGGGACAGAACCUGGCUCGUCAGUGGAACAACUGUGCCUUUUUAGAGACCUCAGCUAAAUCAAAGAUCAACGUUAAUGAGUUCGGCAAUCCAGUUUUAGGAGUAAGAACACGCAUGCACGGUUGCCAUUUUGGAGUCGUCAUGGCGAACAUCUGGAGCGGCAGCUCCUCCAGUGGCUCAGAACACCCUCUCAUUUCCCCCGUUGCAGAUUUUCUACGAUCUGGUGCGACAGAUCAACAGAAAAACGCCGAUGGAAAAGAGGAAGAUAAAAAAGAAAGGUUGCACACUGCUCUAAGACGCCCUCCCACGGUUGCUCCGGGCCAGAAACUCCUGAUUAGCUGUUUCCCUGUGGAUGGUGCCAGCAUUCCAAGUCCUCUCCGACCGACAGGCUACGCGUACCCCCCUCCCCCUUCCAUUAUUUUCCCAUCUCUUACUCUCUUCCCUACAACAAACAUGGCCGCGAAAUCCGACGGUGCCCCCGUCUCUCUACGAACCGAAAUCCCACCCGAGUGUCCUCCCCGGCCGGACCCGCGGCCCCCGCCGCGGCGCGGCUCCGAGCAGCGCUACACCCUCCGGGACUGCUGCUGGACGCUGGGCGCCCUCCUGGUCUUCUUCUCGGACGGGGCCUCAGACCUGUGGCUGGCCGCCGACUACUACCUAAGGCGGGAGUACUGGUGCUUCUCUCUGACCCUGGUCUUCGUGGUGGUCCCGUCCGUGGUCGUCCAGGUGCUGAGCUUCCGAUGGUUCGCCUACGACUUCGCGGACACGGUGGAGAGCGGCACGGCCGCGGCCGCCGUGGUGGCGGCGUCCGGGGCCGAGGAGAGCGACUUCAGCACCAAGGACAGCGGCGAGCGGGGCGCUGGCCGCGCCGGGGCCGGGGGACCAGGGCCGGGGCUGGGACCGGGGCUGGUGCCGGGGCCCGGGCCGGGCUCCGGGGGGGGGCGCCCGGGGCUGCUGCAGAGCCUUCAUGUGGGUCUUCCAGGCCCUCAUUCACAUCUUUCAGCUGGCACAGGUCUGGAGAAGCACGUUAAAACGUUGCAGCAGCACAGAAUUACCGGAUGCUUUGUGAAACCACGCGCGUCCUCCAGCGAGGCUCUGACCCCUCACUGCUGCACACACGCUCGGUUUUCCCAGUACGUCCACGCCUUGUAUCUGGGGGUGCAGAGCCGCUGGCACGGGGACCCAGAGCGCCGCCACUACUACCGGCGCAUGAUGUUUGAGAGCGCCGACAUCAGCAUGCUGCGGCUGCUGGAGUCCUUCCUGAAGAGCGCUCCUCAGCUGGUGCUGCAGCUCAGCAUCAUGAUCCACACCGGUCAGGUGCUGCCCCUUCAGGGGCUUUCGGCCUCUGCCUCGCUGAUGUCCCUGGCCUGGAUGGUCUCCUCCUAUCAGAAAGUGCUGCGAGACUCGCGGGACGAUAAGCUGCCCAUGACUUACAAAGCCGUCGUGGUUCAGAUCCUGUGGCACCUGUUCACCAUCGGGGCGCGCACCCUGGCCUUCGCCCUGUUCGCCUCCGUGUUCCAGCUCUACUUCGGCAUCUUCAUCGUGGCCCACUGGUGCAUCAUGACCUUCUGGAUAAUCCAGGGCGAAACGGACUUCUGCAUGUCCAAGUGGGAGGAGAUCAUCUACAACAUGAUGGUGGGCAUCGUGUACAUUUUCUGCUGGUUCAGCGUGCGGGAGGGGCGCACGCGCUUCAGAAUGCUCGUCUACAGCCUGACCGUGCUGGUGGAGAACGUGGCGCUCACCACCGCCUGGUACCUGUACCGCGGCGGCGGCGCCGAGCGCCACGGCGGCGGCUCCGAGUUCUACGCCGUGGUCAUGGUGUGCGUGGUGGCCAGCAGCUACGCCCUGGGCACCUUCUUCAUGUUCGUCUACUACUGCCUGCUGCACCCGGAGGGCUCGGUCUCAGGCUGGGGCUUCGUGGUGGAGAAGGAGGCGCCGGCGGAGGCGCUGGCCUCCCCGGCCGCCAGCCUCCCCCCCGACCUGGUGAGCAGCCCCCCCAGGACCCUGCAGAGAACUAAAGGCUCGGACAGGGAGCAGGGGCCCGGGGCGGACGCCGACGUGUUUCAGGUGAGGCCUCCCCGGGGAGCCAAGCCCCCGGUGGCCGACCUCAAACCCAGGACUGAGGGGCCCGUCAUCCGAAUAGACCUGCCCAGGAAGAGAUACCCGGCGUGGGACGCCCACUUCAUCGACCGGCGCCUGCGCAAAACCAUCCUGGUGCUGGAGAUCGCCGCCCCCGUCACGCCCCGGAUCCAGUACCGCUGCCUGACCUCGCCCAAAGAAGUGAUGGAGUACGAGACCACCGUGUGACGGGCCCCGGGCGCCGCCUUCGGUUCACCUUCUCACCGCGCGUCGUCCUGCCUGAAACAAACGAACGAAAAGAGAAAAAAAAAAGGCAGAAGGUCGGCUCUCCCUGAGCAAGAGUUCGAGCUCCAACUCACCUGCUCUGCGCGCAGAGACAGGCAGAGAGAGAGACAGACGGCUGUGUCUAUGUGUUCUGCUAAGGGGAGGGAAGGAAAGCUCCCGUGGUGUCGUGAAACGAUGGUGCAUAUUUUGGUUUCUUUAUCAAUUCUCAGGUCAUAGAUGUUGACACAGGAGGGAGCCGGCAGUUGAGCUGCAGAGCUGGCUGCCCCCCCCCCCCCACGUGAAGAAGAGCACAGGCAGGCCGAGAGGUGGAGCUGUUAUCAAUCAGAGGAGGAGAGGAGAGUCCUCCUCAGCGCAUCCUCUCCAGGAGGUUCACCACAGAGACAAGCCUCCAACCCUGCAUGAUUAUUUAUGGCAGCUAAAACGUCAUCCAUUGAGCUGGUGAGCGAGAUAAUGAGGCUUAUCUCACGCUGUAUUCGAAACACAAUCCACAUGAAACGUUUUUUUUUUUUCUUUUUUUUUUUUUUUCCCAAAGCUUUUUGGUGGUGUUGAAAAAGCCGCUUCGAACCCGCGGUUCUAAAGCGACGUUUGAGUUGAAUGUACAAACUUUUGCCGGAGUGAAUAUUUGUGACCAGGCUUCUUGAGCGUUUUCACGUCGUCGUCUGCUGGAUUUGCAACAAUGCUGUGGUAGUUGUUUUUUUUUUAAGAUAAGAGGAUGAUGAACAAAAAUCUGUGAGCGUUUAAAAGCUUUUUGGGGGGGAUUUUUUUUUUUUGUUUGUUUGUUUGUUUUGUUUUUUUCCCCAUCUCUUCAUUUCAACAAGAUGCACAGUCCUCCUGAAUGUGUGUGCCCCGAACAACAGCCGCAUGGGGACUCCCGUCACUAAUGCAGGAUGCUUUCUACCGGCAGAACUCCACAUUUUCUUAUUUAGUCAAAGUAACGGGUGCAGACUUUCAAAUGUAUAUUACUGUACAAUGACGAGGAGGUUGGAGAGGGACGGCACUGUCUGUAACCCUACUGCAUCCCUUGUCUGAAAAAUGUAGACAAAAAUAGCCACAGACUCCAGAGUCCUCUCAGAUUAGCUUUGAUAUUGUCGAUAGUACAGGUGUGAGGUCUUUUUGGUAUAACGCUCAUUUGCAGGUCUGUUGUCAAAUUCUUUUUCUUUUUUUUCAAUGAGAAUUUGUGAUUUGAUGCAAAUUCUAUGAAAAAUGGCCAAAAAAAAAAGGUUCAAGGAUGUACACUUUGGGUUAAGUUUGGCAACAGUUUGAAUUGAUUUUGUUAUUGAAAAACCAAAUUUACCUUUUGGCGGAAAACAAUUAUUGGCGUGUUCAGCCGGACUGGUUUACACUAGCACAAGGAUUCAUCGUCAUGCUGCUGUACUUUAGCAAGGCGGCAUCGUUUUAAACCCAUUUCUUUCAUUAGCCGUACACUUGGUGACAAAUAAAAGUUGAUGUUGUUUUUUCCCCAAAAAAUGACAUCAUUGGGAUUUUAUGGAUCCCUAAAGAUAAAUCUUUACAACACUUACUGUAAACAAGGUUGUUUUACUAUAGAAUAGUUGAAAGAUGGUAAUAUCCCAACCUUGUGUGUUUGUAUCAGUUUGUAUGUGAGCCCACAUACUUGCUUGUAUUGACGAGGGUGUACAGUGCUUUAGAGUUCAAGUUUGUGUCACUGAGAUACAACAAUUUUGUGUUCUCUCCCCAGAUGACACCGAAACAAAUACAUAACCCACAGAGCAUCUUCGCCACCCUUGCUGUAGUUUAAAGGAAUAAAAGCCAGAGAGGUUUUAGUUAUGGUGCUAACUGCUUGAGUCCAUCACGAGACAACCCCUCCAGUUGUACCAUAAGAUGAGCUUGUUGUGGCAGGAAUCGGGUGGGGCUGUACCUCAAACACAGAGCUAGAAUCAAAAGCCUUAAGCCGGUCAUGACAGACUGUUGCUGUUCAGAGCAGAGCAAGAAAAACAACAAGGUGAAGACAAUUUGUCAUUGUUGCCACAAUAAAAAGCGAUGUGUUUACCGAACCUUUGUUGCUACUGGCUGAAUCUAUUGAUGGAUACACAACACAAAGCACAACCUGUCAUCUUUGGAAAAGUUAUUAUUAUGGUAAUCAUUAUACUGCGUUUGCGAUGUAAUCCAGGCUCAUAAACGUUUUAGCCACUGAUCCUCGACAAAACAGAAGGGACCUGUGACCAGCAGUUGAUGACUUCACACAAUACUAAUCUAAUUAAAACAAGCCACACUGAAGAUAAAGGCUCAAACAACCAUAACUCUGCUUAUAGCAGUUUGUUACUUACUGUGAGGUUAUGGCCAAAAUAAAUGACAGGCCAUCAUUUCAAAUUUCAGUUUUAUGUCAAUUGUUUUUCCACAUUAGGGUGCUAACCCCCACUUUGGGAAGAUCUGGUAUAAACACAUUCAUCACUUUGAUUGAAAAUGAAUUGAACUUCAAAUCAUCAACCGAUACACUACAAUUGAACUUCUCUUAUGUUUAAAAAAAAACAUAGAAUUUCUAAGAACCAAUUAGGUCUGGGUCUCGUUAUUCUCUUAGUGGCGUUCAUAGGAAAUGAUCUUUCAGUUUUUAAUUGAUCAAUUUCUUGAGCCAAGCUCGUUCCCAGUAUAACUCACGUCCA
Messenger RNA from Menidia menidia (Atlantic silverside), 5690 nucleotides. Lineage: Eukaryota; Metazoa; Chordata; Actinopteri; Atheriniformes; Atherinopsidae. The record is from the annotation of a GenBank genome assembly.